ACGCGACAAUGGCGACCUGAAAGCCUGGCGUGCGCUUCUUUGCUCCAUAUACUUUUGACAUCUCACCACUGUUUACUGUGCUCUUUCUGUAUAUUCGUGAAUGUGAAAUACAUUCGUAAUAUCAUAAAAUAUGUGACUGGUGAAGUGGAAAAACAAAAAACGAAAAAUUGUGCAGAUCCAGCUAGUUAGGCGUACGACACAAUUCAAUGGUGUUGGUCCCUGCCGAAAAAACGGGAAAGCCAUGUAUAUGUCGAUAUCUUACCAACUAUAAUGUGCUGUGGAGCAGUAGCGAAGACUUAUCACCAAAAUCUAUUGUGGUGCUGAUACGGCAUGUUAAAAUAAGGGAAGCGAACGAGGGAGAUGAGCCACAAUAUUGCAGGCAUGCCACCCUUCGCAAGGAUGCCUUUGGGGGGUAUGGGUAUGGGUGUGAAUAUGGGUCCUAGUGCCCCACAUCCUGAAUCUUCUGCUCACCCUCAUCCUCCACCACCACCACCUACCGGUGCCAAUCCAAAAAAGAAAAGACGUACAAAUGCAAAUGUUGCUCAACCACCUCCACAGCAACCUCCAACAGUGCAGGAUUUACUACCUCCACCUUUAACUGGUUAUGGGGAUACAAUAGUAGCAAGUAAUCCUUUUGACGACACACCACCACAAACUACGCAAACACCAAUGAUGCAUGGGGGACCACCACAUAUGCAUCCCCAUCACCCACAUCAUAUGAGUGGACCACCUAUGAGAGGCAUGAGCCCUUUAACUUCUAUAGGAGGAAUGAGUCCUAUGAUGCCUCACAACAUGGGAAGCAUGAGCCCAAUGGGAAACUCACCCAUGACAAAUCAUAUGAAUCAUAUGGGAGCUAUGUCUCCUAUGAAUCAUGCACCAAUCGGUGGCAUGAGUCCAAUGAAUAACAUGGGCCCGAGUAUGCCACCUGGUCCAAUGAAUACUAUGAACAAUCAUAUGAAUAUGAGUCACAUGGGUAAUUCCCAACUUAGUGGUCCACCUAUGGGUAGUCCAAUGAAUAAUAUGAACAGUGGUCCAAUGGGUAGCCCGAUGAAUAACAUGGGUCAUAGCAUGGGAAGUCCUAUGGGUGGCCCGUUAGGAUCUCCUAUGAACACAAUGGGAGGAUCAAAUCAUAUGCCUAAUGGACCAAUGAGUAUAAACAAUAUUAAUAGCCAUAUACCACCCAAUAGCCCACUGAAUGGGCCAUCUAUGAACAGUGUAAACAGUCCACUGGGACACAAUGGAUCUCAACCACAUCCAAAUCACAUGGGAAAUAAUCUUAAUAACUUAGGUAGGCCCAUGAAUGGACCUAUGACUACCAUGAGCUCUAUGGUAUCCAAUAAUAUGAAUAUGAGCGGCCCAAAUCAAAUAAGUAGUAUGAAUAUGGGUGGACCACCAAUGAAUAACAUGUCUAAUAUGAGUAUUAGUCAUCACAAUCAAAUGAGUCACAUGGGUGGCCCAAUGGGUACAAUGACUAGCAAUAUAGGCGGUGGUCCACCAAUGGGCCAUCCCAUCAAUAUGGGAGGAUCCAUGCCACCUCAUGGUUUUCAAGGUCCACCGGGAAUGGGACCAAAACCAAUGCCGGUUUCUGCAGGAAAGAUAUAUCCUCCAGAUCAAUCUAUGGUGUUUAAUCCGCAAAAUCCUAAUGCUCCACCUAUUUAUCCUUGUGGAGUAUGUCACAAAGAAGUGCAUGAUAACGAUCAGGCAAUCCUUUGUGAGUCAGGUUGUAAUUUUUGGUUUCACAGGGGAUGCACAGGAUUAUCGGAAACUGCCUAUCAAUUUUUAACGGCAGAAGUAUAUGCAGAAUGGGUGUGUGAUAAGUGCUUGCAAUCGAAAAAUAUACCUUUGGUUAAGUUUAAACCAUAACACUUCUUGACUCGUCGUAUAUGCGACACACGAGUGACUCUUUGUUAGCGUUUACACCUUGUACACGCACACAUACGUGUGCAGUUGCACACACAUAAACACAUACGGCAUACACUAAUGCACGAGCGAAGUCGUGCAUAUAAUAUAAACAUGCGCUGUUUGUUAAUAUCUUAGCUUUAACUUGUUGAAAUAUUAGGGUAUCACUAUGAGUCGUAUUGAUGAAUGAGAUGGCAGAAACGACAUAUGUUCGAAAGUUGCAUUACUUUAUAAGUCUGUUUAUGACAAGUGGAUUCGCCUGUUUAAAAAAAUGACAUCAUUUGACCUCCGAUGUUACUAAUUUGUUUUCUAUCGUCGUAACGUUGAAUACUACAUACGAAACGAGUCCAGGGGGCAUAUACAUUUUAAAAGAAAAAAAUUUGUUCGAAUAUUAAAAAUUGUACAAUCGCUGAUGACCUCAUUUGAUUUCUUACUUUCAGUUGCAUUUAAUUCAAAAUUAAAGAGUCCGUUCUACACGCGAAAUAAAAGAAAGGAAAAACGGAAAUGUACGUAUAUGUGAUCGACGGUGAAAAUUGCUGGAACUGCAUA
Messenger RNA from Eufriesea mexicana, 2448 nucleotides. It is a transcript of the gene pygo, whose product is annotated as pygopus family PHD finger. The record is from RefSeq and is a predicted model, not a curated record. The coding region runs from base 361 to 1863 and encodes 500 amino acids. The transcript has 5 exons. Lineage: Eukaryota; Metazoa; Arthropoda; Insecta; Hymenoptera; Apidae.